This is a messenger RNA of Artibeus jamaicensis (Jamaican fruit-eating bat), 1817 nucleotides long. It is a transcript of the gene IFTAP, whose product is annotated as intraflagellar transport associated protein. The record is from RefSeq and is a predicted model, not a curated record. Gene Ontology annotation, cellular component: 9+0 non-motile cilium; cytosol. Gene Ontology annotation, biological process: spermatogenesis; acrosome reaction. The transcript is spliced from 8 exons. Gene Ontology annotation, molecular function: intraciliary transport particle A binding. NCBI's taxonomy places the organism in Eukaryota, Metazoa, Chordata, Mammalia, Chiroptera, Phyllostomidae. Bases 150 to 956 code for a protein of 268 amino acids.
GCUGUGUGGCUGUGGUAGUUUUCGUUACUCCUGGAGGGAAGACUCCUAGGAUGUUUCUCUGAAAAAGGUCAUCGAAAGUGCGAAGUGACUAGAUGGGAACCAAAGCGAAAAACUAGGGAAUGGGAGGUAAAGUGGCCUUGUGAAUAGGGAUGCCUGCCCAAAUAUCAGCAUUGGAGAUCAUGGAUGAAGAUCAAAUAAUCGAAGAAGUGUUAGAUAAGUUUGUUAAUUGUCAUGAGCAGACAUAUGAAGAAUUUCUGAGCACUUUUACUCAUCUUUCAAAAGUGUCUGAACCGCUCUGCCCCAUUGUGUCCACUUCAUCCUGGAGAACAGCUGUGACUCCCACGGACCCGGAGGGUAAUGUAACCAAGAGAGGCGCAAUCGGAACUAACUCUUCAAAAAACAUACCUACUCCGACACAACAUUCUCAUGGAAAUGAACCGAACAGUCACUCCCGUGGAAGUAAAGCUGUCUCUCUUCACACUUCAUCACGGUGUUCGGAAGAGGAGCAGAUAGCGCUGGAUGACGGCCAGAGUGCUGGCAGCCCCUUUCAAGGUGAUCUGAAUUGGGCUGGAAAGGUGAAGGUAGAUAAUUUCCUAGCAGUAGAAGAUUUGGAUGUGGAUGAAGAGGUCGAGCCCCAGACGAGUAAGGAUUUGCUGCUGCCGCUGCCCGGAGAAGUGGAGCGGGACGUAAGCACCCGUGUUCCUUCGCAUGUUCCCUCCAGGCCCCGGCCCCUGACGCCUGGAGUCCCGCCGAGGCCCACGGUGGAAGGCCUGGACAAGCACAGGGGCGAGAUACUCGGGGAUGAAGUGCAGCCCUUCCAUCUUGAUGACGAAUUUGAUUACGACGCUGUGAUGCUCACCCCCAAGUUCACUCCUGCGGAGAUAGAUGCCCUCCGAGGCCUGUCCCAGCUGAAGCGGGAGAACCCCAACUCCGACUCGGAGGAACCCCGUGACUGAUUCGCCAAGACAUCUUCCUGUUUUUUUAUUUUGUUCUUGUUCAAGCAGCAAUAGAAUAAAAGAUAAACCUACUGUAUUCCCCUUUGUGGAAACUUAUGUGUGCACUGAUUAUCAGAGUUAUUUCUCUGUACGGAGCUGCUCCUAACAAGGCCACAGUGGUCUGUACCUUCACAGAGCUCCCCUCUGUCAUGUUGACGCCACAGCCCAUGGCCAGCAGGGGUUGAUGGCAGUGGCAAGUGGGGACAGGAAGCGGUACCUGCCGAAGGGUCUGUUUUGAUGAGAUCACUGCACCUAGGUAACGUGGGGUAUUGAAACAGAUUGGAAGCACCCCCUACCUUCUGGGGGGUGAAGGACAGUCUCACACGCAGAACGUGCUGUAGCACAUAGAGAAGAGUCGAUUUACGUGGGGAGGUCGCUGGCCCCAGCAGUCCAGACAUGUUGGUAGGAAUCUGAGUGCUGGGAGGCUGGCCCUCUAGGAUUGACUGGGAAAGGUUCACUGAAAAAGAAGUCGUCUGAGAACUGAUUAUAUGUCACACGUGAAACUCUUGUACUUUGUUACUACCAUUGUGACGAUAGAUAUGAAGCACAAGUGAUGAUCUCUGUCUGAAGAAGCUUAAAAUAUUAUUUGAAAAGGCAAGAUGGAGGAGAAACAGCUAGAGAAUGUAAGAACAGAUUAUGAAGUGCUAAUUGUUCAGAGGUCUCGUAAAGGCAUUAAGACAAGGAGGGUAGAUGGAGGAGGGGACGGGGAAUAGUGCGCACGCAGUGAUUUUCACUGAAGGAAUCAGUAACAAAUCAAAUAUACUUAGUCCUCACACGUUUUCACAUAGUCCUCUGCUUGUGUUUGUGUGUGUAUGUAUGUAU